AUGGCCUCUCACUGCAUAUUGCUGCGGCAUGGAACUCCUGUUCCAGAGGAGGAGGAUCCGGAGAGACCACUUUCGGACCAAGGGCACAAAGAUGCCGAAAGCACAGCGGGCGCUGUUGCUGCGUAUUUGCAGUCCGUGACAGCGGACAGAGAGGUCCUUGUCGCACACAGUGGCAAGCUGCGUGCGCGACAGACGGCGGAAGCCGUCAUGAAGGCCUUGCUGGCGGCCGGUUUUGAGGCAUCAUGUGAAGAACGGGUUGGGCUGAGUCCGAAUGACGAGCCCGCGGCAUCUUUGGAGCUCCUCGAGAGCGGUCCGUCAAAGGUGCUGGUGGGCCAUCUCCCUCACAUGGGAAAGCUUGCUGCGGCGAUGAUCAAGUCGCCUGCAGCUGCUGGGAGACUUGGUGGGCUCUUCCAUCCUGCAGGCGGUUUAGCGCUUCGCCGCGAGAAUGCCGACUGGGUCGAGGCUGCCGAAGUGGUUUGCGGCGAGCCAUGGCCUAAAGUUGCAACAAUCCUGACCGUCGCCGUGCCCGCGGAGGAGCGGCGAUCUUCGAGCGUCACUACGCACCGGCAAGUUCUCAUGCUGCCCAAGCGGCUGAAUGAGGCGUCCAGACCGACCUCGCAACGCGCAACCUUUCCGAGUCGACCGAGCGCCUAUGCGCAGGUCAUUGCUCAGUCACCACCCAGGAGCUCGCCAGAAUAUGCUGCUGUCAUGGCUCCGCGAGGACACAGCCUUCCUGCACCAGCGGGACCACCGCAAUCUCACAGGUACCGUCUGCAAGCAGGUGGACGCUUUGUUUAG
Messenger RNA from Symbiodinium sp. CCMP2592, 798 nucleotides. The record is from the annotation of a GenBank genome assembly. NCBI's taxonomy places the organism in Eukaryota, Dinophyceae, Suessiales, Symbiodiniaceae.